Messenger RNA from Amphimedon queenslandica, 1047 nucleotides. Its product is annotated as Krueppel-like factor 10. Gene Ontology annotation, molecular function: DNA-binding transcription factor activity, RNA polymerase II-specific; RNA polymerase II cis-regulatory region sequence-specific DNA binding. The transcript is spliced from 3 exons. The record is from RefSeq and is a predicted model, not a curated record. The coding region runs from base 28 to 909 and encodes 293 amino acids. Lineage: Eukaryota; Metazoa; Porifera; Demospongiae; Haplosclerida; Niphatidae. Gene Ontology annotation, biological process: regulation of transcription by RNA polymerase II.
UUUUAUGCGCCACUUAGAAGAAGCACAAUGUCUGUACUUGCUACACAGAAUAUUCCUCAGAACAAUGGAGUUCUGCAUACUGUAUGCGGCGGCGAGGAACCUAGCAUGGACCAAAGGACCAGCCUAGCCGUAGAAACUCUCCUAAGUUUAGCGAGACAGCAAGAAUGGACCCCUCCGUCUCCAGCCUCGUCUUUGGACGACAGCUCUUCCUCUGCGACUCCCUGCCCGACAGACACAUCAUCCAUUGAGGUCCCCACGGAAGAAAUAGUCGCAGUGCAGAAUGAGGAAGAGUGUCUGCUAGAAGAAGAGGAGGUAUACUCUGAUGCGGAACAAAAAGAGAAACCGGAGUCUCCACCAGUAGUUGUCGCACCAUUCACUCCAACUGGUCAGCUACUACCUCCUGGACAGAUGAUUGUCCUAACUCAAGCAAAUCAAGAAUUCAUAUCACAGCUUAUCUCGAAAAUGCCAGUCAUACCUGUCCUAGCAACAUCAGUUGUGGCCCCAACUGUAGAGACCCAGCCAGGAGUGGCAAUGGCAGAAGGAGACAGUCGUAUCAAGCCACAUCAGUGUCCUUAUCCAUCCUGCAGUAAGACCUACUACAAGAGCUCACAUUUGAAAGCUCACAUAAGGACUCACACUGGCGAGAAACCUUACCUCUGCAACUGGGAGGACUGCGGGAGACGGUUCGCUCGAUCGGACGAGUUGGCUCGCCAUAAAAGGACGCACACCGGCGAGAAGAAGUAUGGCUGCCCUCUCUGUGGUCGGAAGUUCAUGAGGAGCGAUCACCUAUCCAAACACAUAAAGAGACACACUACUAACAAACGCAUGCCACUCUGGCAGCAAGAGGUAGAGAAGCUGAAACAGCUUAAAAUGAUAGAGGCAGCUGCUCAACAGUACCAAAAUAUUUGAAUUAUUCAAUUAUCCUCAUUUCCCCACUGCACAAAUCUCAUGACAUGCUGUUUUUUUCUAUUUGCCCAGUCUUCAGUCUUUUUAAAAUUGCUUUUCUUAUUGUUAUGGUCUCUGUUCUUUUCUGUGGAACAUGCUGUA